This is a messenger RNA of Daphnia pulex (common water flea), 3288 nucleotides long. RefSeq names its product bumetanide-sensitive sodium-(potassium)-chloride cotransporter-like. The coding region runs from base 94 to 3216 and encodes 1040 amino acids. Gene Ontology annotation, cellular component: membrane. The transcript has 23 exons. Gene Ontology annotation, molecular function: sodium:potassium:chloride symporter activity. The record is from RefSeq and is a predicted model, not a curated record. Gene Ontology annotation, biological process: sodium ion homeostasis; potassium ion homeostasis; sodium ion transmembrane transport. Lineage: Eukaryota; Metazoa; Arthropoda; Branchiopoda; Diplostraca; Daphniidae.
ACUGUUAAUGUCAAUUCACCUACCAACCUUAAAAGAUUGGGUGUUUUACUCCUGGUGAAAAACUUUAUUUAACUUAAGUGUAGCUUUUGCAAAAUGGAUAAUGAGGCGUUUGAAAAUAGUGUUUCUAAAUCUUCACUCGAGGAAAGACGAAAAAGUUCGGUAAGGAAGGUCGAGAACCACCGACGGAUUACGCUGGCCACCAUCACAUCCGGCGUCGUCAUGGACACCAGCGCAAAUGAUCCUGUCAAUAGAAACCAUCCGGCAGACACUAUAACAUCGGUUGCUUCUAUGACUUUCACCGCAAAUCCAAGUCGAAAAAUCAGUCGUGAUGCUGCACCUCAUAUCGACAACUAUAGAACAGGUUACAAGACUCAACUUUCAUUAACUCGACCAACACUGCCGGAAUUAUACGAUCCUACUGGAAAUGGCCAGGACCCAGUUGAGAAGAGAGCGGAUCCCACCAAUCAGGAUAAUUUGAACCGCGACAAGUUCGGCUGGAUCGAAGGAGUUUUAAUCCGCAACAUGAUGAGUAUUUGGGGUGUCAUGCUCUUUCUCAGGCUCUCCUGGGUGGUGGGACAAGCGGGAAUAGGGGAAACUUUGGUUAUCAUUGCAAUUUCAACCUUUAUCACUUUGGUAACGGCCUUAUCCAUGUCCGCCAUAUCAACCAACGGAGAAAUAGGAGGAGGUGGAACCUACUUUGUCAUGUCGAGAAUAUUGGGUCCAGAAUUUGGUGGAUCCAUCGGAAUCAUCUUUGCUAUCGCCAACGCGAUGGAUUGCUCUCUUAACGUCGUCGGUUUCGCUCAAGCCGUGCAGGACAUGAUGAUGGAAUACGGCGGAGUAAUUAUUGUCGAUGGAGGACUGAACGACAUUCGGAUCAUCGGCACCCUCACUUUGAUAUUCAUUUGCGCAAUCUGCGGUCUUGGAGCCAAAUAUGAAACAAAGAUGAAGGAUGUCAUGUUUAUCAUCAUGUUGGCCUCGUUAACUAAUUUUAUUACUGGGAGUAUUAUGGGGCCUUCUUCCGAGGCGGAAGAAGCAAGAGGAUUCAUUGGCUAUAGCAUUGAUUUGCUCAACGAAAACUGGAAACCAUCUUACACCAUUACCAGUGGACAGAUGCAGAAUUUCAUUUCCGUUUUCUCCGUCUAUUUUCCGGCCAGUAUCGGAAUCCUCGCCGGAGCUAACGUUUCUGGUGACUUGAGGGACCCAAACAAAGCUAUUCCCAAAGGGACGAUAUUAGCCAUCAUCAUAUGCAGUAUUUCCUACGCCGGAGUAGCUAUCAUUUGUGCUGCCACGGUUACCCGCGCAGCUACUGGAUUUGUCGAGGACCUGCAAAAUGGUACAAACUUGAAUUGCAAUGAUACAAUCGAAUGCAAUUAUGGACUGUACUAUGAUUAUCAGGCGAUGGCGCUAGUUUCUGCGUUUGCUCCUCUCAACUACGUGGGAUGUUUUGCCGCCACUUUAAGUUCAGCCCUUUCGGAUUUUGUUUCUUGUCCGGCCUUGCUUGAAGUCAUCGCUGCGGAUAAGCUCUAUCCUUACUGGAUGGUCGGAUUUUGGGGGAAAGGAUACGGACCAUCAAAACAGCCACUCCGGGCGUUUGCUUUCACUUUCGUGUUGGCAUUAGCCUUCGUACUUAUUGCCGAACUCGACAUGAUUGCGCUACUCAUUUCCAACUUUUUCCUCGCCACGUUCGCCCUGAUGAACUUUUCGACAUUUCACGUUAGUUUAAUCAAACCUAUCGGCUGGCGACCUACGUUUAAAUAUUACAACACUUGGCUGAGUCUGUUGACAGGACUCUUGUCAAUCGCAUCCAUGAUCCUCAUCAGUCUUCCCAUAGCGUUGAUAACGAUAGCUAUUGUUCUCUUCUUCUACUUGGUCGUUCUUUACCGAAGUCCAGAGGUGAACUGGGGAUCGUCUACCCAAGCACAAACUUAUCGCGCCGCUCUAACGAGUAUUCAACAACUCGUUCACAUCGAGGAACACGUUAAGAAUUACAGGCCACAAAUUUUGGUACUAACGGGACUCCCCAACACUCGUCCUGCUCUGGUUGACUUUGCCUAUCUCAUCUGUAAAAAUAAUUCCCUGAUGGUCUGUGGAAAUGUUGUCGAGGAAAGAUUAACAUUUGAAAUGCGCUCCAAUCUACAACAAAAAGCUUAUCGAUACCUGCGAUUCACCAACAUCAAGGGAUUCUGUUCUGUUGCGGAUAAUUCAAAUCUUCACACUGGCGUGGCUGCUAUGCUGGGUCUCACCGGAGUCGGAAAAGUGAAGCCCAACAUCUUGAUGAUGGGUUACAAAAACGAUUGGUUAACCUGCGACAGAAAUGCACUGGAUCAAUACGUGUUGACUAUACAUACGGGAUUCGAAAUGAACGUGUCUGUGGCCAUCCUUCGUCUCAAAGAAGGAUUAGACUGCUCGGGAAUAAUUGCCGACAUCGACGAUUUGAUUUUGAAAGCUCCUACCAAAAAGGCCAAAGAAAAUUCCACAGUUAAUGUCGAAACCGUAGUGUCUACUACUACAAUUCAAAUUGAAAUUCGACCCGCUAAGGAAGGAGGGACCAAGAAAGACAAGAAGAAAAAGAAAAACAAGUUGGAACAGAAAAUUUCAUUGAGAGAUCCUACCGGAAACCCACUGCCAAAAAGCGUACUCAACAGCAUUAUCUUAUUCCAAAGAAAACAGAAGAAAGAUACAAUCGACAUCUGGUGGCUAAGUGACGAUGGAGGAUUGACUCUACUUCUACCGGUCAUUAUUAACAGACGAUCGAACUGGUCGGAAACUAAAUUAAGAAUAUUCUGCACGGCGUCUGGUGUUCACGAACUGGAAAAUGAACAGAAAGGGAUGGCGAUUUUGCUGUCCAAAUUUCGCAUCGAUUACUCCGAUCUAGUGAUAAUUACUGACGUUGACGAAGCUCCCAAAAGUAAAACAAAAAAGUGGUUUGAUGGCCUGAUUCGACCUUUCCUACAACCAGGGACUAACGGGCCUCACAUAACGGAAGGGGAACUCGAAGCUUACCAAUAUAAAACAGAUCGUUACCUCCGACUGAGGGAGUUACUCCUGGAUCACUCUUCGGACUCGAACUUGGUCGUUAUGACCUUACCGAUACCCCGAAAAGGAGCGUUUAGUGCCCCACUUUACAUGGCUUGGUUGGAAGCACUCACUGCUAAUAUGCCACCGUUCAUGCUCGUCCGCGGAAAUCAAACAUCUGUUUUGACAUUUUAUUCUUGAGAACGUUUAAAAAAGAUACUGAUUAUGAAAUUGGUUUUAAUUGAAUUCGUCAAAUAAACCCUUGAAAAUCCA